Molecule: messenger RNA, 1319 nt
Organism: Aspergillus wentii DTO 134E9
Lineage: Eukaryota; Fungi; Ascomycota; Eurotiomycetes; Eurotiales; Aspergillaceae
Product: PIG-F family protein
Exons: 4
Coding region: 1-879 (292 amino acids)
Biological process (GO): GPI anchor biosynthetic process
Cellular component (GO): endoplasmic reticulum membrane
Source: RefSeq, a predicted model, not a curated record
AUGACCUCCACGCCCCCCUCUCCGCCCCGCUCGGCCACCGGUGCUUCGUCGACUCCAUCUACUACCCAGGGACCAACCGUGAAGCCCUCUGCUCCGGCUGUCGCUAUCCUCCCUUCACAAAUCGCGCGGACCUAUGCUCUCAUCCACCCGAUCCUUCUCCUCGGAGUUUUCGCGGCUCGAUUCCAAGACUUAGUUGCCGACCCGGUGGGCGAGCUUCUCAAUGACCUGCUACCCUUGGCCCUUCUGCAGGUCGCAUAUGUGAUGGUCUGUCUGCCGCCGGCUGGCUCGGUCCUUUCAUCGACCUCCAAGGCAGCUGCCGGCAGCGAGGCUAGCUCUCCCACCGGAGAAGGGGAUGAGAAGAAGCGACUCGGCGCUGGUCCUGGUCUUGGUGCCGGAUCAGCCGCGAGGGCCGGUAAGCUUGGGUGGGAUUUCGGCCAACCUGCCCUUUUAUCCCUCACCCUUACUUUCCUUCUAGCCACCCCCGUCCUGGCCAUCUUGCUCGUCCUCUUCGGUGCCCCCCUGACCACUCAUAACUUCGAGACCGUCCUCUGCGCAGGCCACAUGGCUGUUCUCUCCGCCACAGCCCUCAUCUACGUCCACGGUGUCGACGGUUCCGUCUGGAAGGAGAUCUGGGGUGUCUCUAGACCCGCCGAUGCGGUCUGGGGUGGUGCGCUUGGAGCCGGGUUCGGUGCUUGGUUCGGUGCUGUUCCUAUUCCUCUGGAUUGGGACCGUCCGUGGCAAGCAUUUCCUAUUACCAUCAUCACGGGUGCGUAUAUUGGGCACGCUAUUGGCACGCUCCUCUGCCGUACGCCUUGCGUGUUUGGCAAGCGUAUCAGGUUUGCUCCCGAAGAAGUGGAGGAGCAUAAGAAAUCGGAGUGAUUGUUCCUCCGUUAAAUUGGUACUAUCGUGCUAUAUUACUUACCUUUAAUGUGGAUAUAUUUUGCAUUUAGUCUAUUUCUAUAGAAAGAAUUUUUGGGGAUAACUAGCUGUCAGCAGUCGAUAAUAUUAAUAAAUAAGCAUUUUAAUCCAUCUUGAAUAAAGAUUCCACAAAUCCAGUUCAAGAUUCCAGUCUUCAAUUCUAAUAUAGCAGCCCGUGCAAAAUAUAUACAAGCAAAUGCGAAUGCAAAAAAAAUAGAUAAAUGGCAUGACACGCUCGGAACAGAGGGUAUACAUCUUCUGGUCAGCCUGCUCACUCAAAAACAACCAAAAUCCAAAUCCAAAUGUUCGAAUGGUAGAGCUCUUAUUCACAAAAAUAUGUAUAUGUCCAAUCUUGAAAACUGCAAAAUAAAAUUAACAACAAAGUAGAUCGCUAAUUGCUU